AUGAAUCAUUCUUGCAUGAGUUCUGAUUUAGUUGCUGUUUUGAUUGUUGAAGGUGUUCGUGAUAAUCCAUUGACACGUCCAGUUCAUGUUGUUUGGGAUUUUAAGUUGGGGUAUGGGUUGAGAUUAAGAUGGUAUGUGGAUGUUGCAAAGAGUUGUAAUCUAGGGAGUUACAUUGAGUUUGAGUGUGUCAAUGAUACUAAACGGUUUAAGAGAUUAUUUGUUUCUUUUCAUGGUUCCAUUAGUGGAUUUGAUUAUUGUCGACCUCUCUUAUUCCUUGAUGGCACAUUUUUAAAAGGAAGAUUUAGAGAAAAUUUACUUGCUGCUACAGGAAAAGAUGGAAAUCAAGGGUUCUUUCCUGUUUGUUUUGCAGUUGUUGGCUCAGAGAAUCAAGAUAACUGGCGUUGGUUUUUGGAGCAUUUGAGUAGAAUUGUUUCACCAGAACGAAAUAUUACAUUUGUGUCAGAUCGUAACCUUGGAUUAGUUGAAAUGUUGCCAAAGGUUUUCCCAAUGGCUUUCCAUGCUUAUUGUUUAUAUCAUUUGAAGAUGAACUUGAGGCAUCAUUUGCGUGGUAUGUUUCAUGGAUUGAAAAAAAAGCUGAUCACACUAUUUGGGAAAUGUGCAUAUGCUCCAACUGAAGAAACAUUUCAUUAA
This is a messenger RNA of Camellia sinensis, 651 nucleotides long. NCBI's taxonomy places the organism in Eukaryota, Viridiplantae, Streptophyta, Magnoliopsida, Ericales, Theaceae. The record is from RefSeq and is a predicted model, not a curated record.